AUGCCUCCAUCUUCAGAACAAAGCUUCAGAUCAAAUCUCUCUCAAUUCCGCUGGGCCAGAGGCGUCACAGACGACUCUCAACAAUCCCAGCAACCACUCCCAUCAUCAAACCCAUUCUCCCGCUUCUACAACGCCCUAGCAGGCGACUACAUCCCUCUCAGAUCCGAUGCACGUUCCAAUGAAGACGAGGCAUGGUUUGCGCUAUCACGUUGGGAGAGACUGCUCGGGUUCGGUGCAAGCUUGUUAGGCGCAGCAGUCUGCUUCUUCGUCGCUUUCAUGACCCUCCCUUUCCUCGCCAUCAAUCCCGCAAAAUUUGCUUUAGCAUUUAGUCUGGGGAGCUUGCUCGUGAUGUUCGGUUUCUCAGUCCUCAUAGGACCAUUAAACCACGCAAAGCAUUUAGUUUCAAAAGAGCGACUACCCUUUACCCUUGUCUACUUCUCAAGCUUGGGCUUGACCCUCUAUUUCUCCAUCAGCGUCCACUCGUACUUGGGUUCGCUACUAGCAGGUAUCGUCCAGGUAGUAUCUCUAGUAGCGUACGUCCUGGCGUACUUCCCGGGAGGUACACAGACAUUACGCUUUGGUGGACAAGUCGCUCUUCGGGGAGCAGGAAGCCUGCUACCUUUCUGA
Suillus subalutaceus is the source of this 627-nucleotide messenger RNA. Its product is annotated as Got1/Sft2-like family-domain-containing protein. Gene Ontology annotation, cellular component: membrane. The transcript has 5 exons. NCBI's taxonomy places the organism in Eukaryota, Fungi, Basidiomycota, Agaricomycetes, Boletales, Suillaceae. The coding region runs from base 1 to 627 and encodes 208 amino acids. The record is from RefSeq and is a predicted model, not a curated record. Gene Ontology annotation, biological process: vesicle-mediated transport.